AUGAUAAGCGCCUGUCUGGGGUCCCUCAUCACCUCGUUGGUGGUCACACCCUUCGAUGUGAUCAGAAUACGAAUACAGCAGCAGGAAAUCAUGCCUGCCAGCGCACCUUGCUGCUCGACCCACUUUCCCGACGCCAUCAAGCCGCCAGCCAAGCUCGCAGCAACUUCACCAGAACUCUUCUGGCUCCAUAAGAACUACUGCUCCACAGACCCCAACUGCACGCGUAUCACCUCGACGUUUCAAGGCUUCACCACAAUCGCGCGGAACGAGGGUGUUGCCACCCUCUGGAGAGGUCUCUCGUUGACCCUCCUCAUGGCUAUACCCUCCAAUAUCGUGUAUUUCACGGGUUACGAAUACAUCCGAGACCACUCGCCCAUCAGCCAGAACCCGCUCAACCCGUUGUUCUGUGGCUCGUUCGCCAGAAUCAUGGCGGCCACCUUGGUGUCGCCCAUUGAGCUCGUCAAAACCAGACUCCAGUCCAUUCCCUCCGACCACAACGGUUCCCCCAAAAUAUUGGCCAACUUGCUCAAAGACAGCUUGAAUGUGGUCAAGGCUCGCGGCAUUGGAACCAUGUUCACUGGUCUCCAGAUCACCUUGUGGAGAGACGUGCCCUUUUCCGGUAUCUACUGGUUGUCGUACGAGUUCUUCAAGGAGAGGAUCAGUCGGAGUAUGAGUUCUGAAAACUCCGCCAACGAGGACGACUGGAAGGUCUUGACCAGCAGUUUCCUUUCCGGGUCAAUAUCAGGUUUGAUUGCAGCAUUUGCCACCAACGCCUUCGAUGUGGGCAAGACUAGACUCCAGAUCACCAGCCAGGAGCAGAGCGACAAAGGCAAACCAUUCAAAAAGCCUUCCAUGUUCAAGUUUUUGCUCGACAUACGCAGGAAGGAAGGAAUUCGGGCGUUGUACGCUGGGUUCAUCCCCAGAGCGAUCAAGAUUGCGCCAUCGUGUGCUAUCAUGAUAUCGUCGUACGAAGUUGGAAAGAAACUUUUCAAGAACGGAAAUAUGAAGGAAAAUGUUAAUAUUAACUAG
Suhomyces tanzawaensis NRRL Y-17324 is the source of this 1029-nucleotide messenger RNA. RefSeq names its product Mtm1p (gene MTM1). Lineage: Eukaryota; Fungi; Ascomycota; Pichiomycetes; Serinales; Debaryomycetaceae. The record is from RefSeq and is a predicted model, not a curated record. The transcript has a single exon. Gene Ontology annotation, biological process: mitochondrial transmembrane transport. Bases 1 to 1029 code for a protein of 342 amino acids.